Xenia sp. Carnegie-2017 is the source of this 1095-nucleotide messenger RNA. Its product is annotated as vesicle transport through interaction with t-SNAREs homolog 1A-like. Bases 106 to 762 code for a protein of 218 amino acids. Gene Ontology annotation, cellular component: ER to Golgi transport vesicle membrane; endoplasmic reticulum membrane; Golgi apparatus. NCBI's taxonomy places the organism in Eukaryota, Metazoa, Cnidaria, Anthozoa, Malacalcyonacea, Xeniidae. The transcript has 7 exons. Gene Ontology annotation, biological process: retrograde transport, endosome to Golgi; macroautophagy; intra-Golgi vesicle-mediated transport. Gene Ontology annotation, molecular function: SNAP receptor activity; SNARE binding. The record is from RefSeq and is a predicted model, not a curated record.
UUCGGAUUUAACUGUUAUCAAAAUGGUGUUAUCAAUAGGGAAGGUUUUGAAUUGUGUUUUGUCGUCUAUUUCUUUAACUUCUGGCAUAUUUAACUGUUAAGAAAUAUGGGCGAUCUCUUUGGAAGUUACGAACAUACUUUUGGCACGUUAACAGCCGAAAUUACAUCAAAAAUUGGCCGUAUUCCUAGCCUAGAAUCAGGGAGUAAGAAAAAUGAAGUCAAGAACGUUGAGAAACUAUUUGAUGAAGUCAAGGAAUUAUUGGAGCAAAUGGACUUGGAGGCUCGUGAACAGCCAGCUCCUGAUAAGACAAAAUUAUGCAAUCGUGUGAAAACAUAUGAAAAAGAGGUCCAAAAACUUGAGCAGGAACUGAAAAAAGCCCAAGUAAAAUUUGGUGACUAUGAAGCUGACAGAAACGAGUUGUUAAAUUCGGAUUUUACAUCCAGUUCUGAGGAUCAGAGAACUCGGUUAUUGAAUAAUACAGAGCGAUUGGAGAGAAGCUCAAACCAACUUGAUGAUGGCUAUAGAAUGUGUAUUGAAACAGAGGAGAUGGGCACAGUCAUAAUGGAUAAUUUGCAGAGAGAUCGUGAAGUGAUGAUGAGAACUCGAGAAAGGCUUCGAAACACGGAUCAAAAUCUUGGAAAAAGUUCAAGAAUUUUAACUGGAAUGAUGAGGAGAAUUGUGCAAAAUAAAAUCAUUAUGGCAGUCAUAUGUCUGAUCAUAAUUGGUGCGAUUAGUUUUGUCAUUUAUAUGGCUGUUCACUAAACUUUUUGGUUUUGUUACAUUUUGAAAGAGGCAACGUACUGGCACAUCAUAAAAUGACAUACAUGAGUGCGUAUAUGUGUAUAUGAGAUACAACCGUCUUUUUUAAUGGUAGAUUUUCGCCAUUGUAAUUCACGAAUUAUGGCAAAACUUAGAACGAAAAGUUGUUUUUUUUUCUUUAUAUAAAAUAUUUAUCCUUGGCAAACAGAAAGCAAUAGCAGACUGUAUUUGAUAAAGUACAUUAAUUAACUUUGCACGCUGUAAGUGAAUAGACUAUAGAAAAUAAGAAGAGUAUUUACACUUGUUAAGAUAAAUACAUUAUAGACCACUGUUCAA